Molecule: messenger RNA, 456 nt
Organism: Neoarthrinium moseri
Lineage: Eukaryota; Fungi; Ascomycota; Sordariomycetes; Amphisphaeriales; Apiosporaceae
Exons: 1
Coding region: 1-456 (151 amino acids)
Source: RefSeq, a predicted model, not a curated record
AUGCCACCCAAGAGAAAAAAAAGCAACGAGGACGAGAGAGAGAGAUCGAAAGGACCAAGGAUACGCCUAUCAGCCAAGCACGGUCUCCCUAGCGCUCGUUCAUCAUCCCAAUAUUUGAAGCUGCCCCACGCUGCUCAAAGAGUUUUCACUGUUGUUUUGCCGUUCACACCUUUUACUCUGAGGCUAGCUACAGUCUGGUCUUAUGCCAUGGCUUUUUCACGAAGCCCAGCUUUGUCACAUUUCGAGGAGAUUUACGGAGCUUCUGCAGACUACGAUGAUACCAUAGCAUGGUCCAUCUCUGAAGCGGACUCGACAAUGCUUCAAUCUGGAGUGUUACCAUCCGCCCUUGCUCCUGGUCGAGAAGUCGAUGCUACGAUCGAUCCGGCACUGCUGCUGACCCAGCAUCAAGAUCUGGAAAACUCUCCAUUUGACGCCGCGCACAUGCAACCGUCCUGA